AUAUUUUAUUGCAUCUUAUUUCCUCCUUUGCUUAACAAACAAAAUAGUCAACCGGACACUUCCACAUUCUUCGAGGAUCGGAUGACAUUCAUUUGUUAAUCUGCACUAGGUGACAAGGUGACCAAUUUUCCUGCGAAAAUUUUCAUUUUUCUUGGCAAAAUCCAUCUCUUUCAUACCACCGCCAUGAAAUGUCAUCCCUUCUGCGGGGGAAAGAUAUCGUCCAAGCUAAAGUUAUUGAUUGCGUUUGACAUUAUAGUGUCCGCCAUUUUACUACAAUUGGCCAUAAUUUGGAUAUUUUUCUUUCUGGGAUUUCACUUUGAGGUGAUCCCUCCAUCCGAUGAGUUUAUCAAGGACGCCACCCUGAUGGGCAUGCACUCCUCGACGGUCGUAAUAUUCGUCGUGUUCCUCAUAAUCGACGUCAUGUUGGACGUUUGGCUGUGGAUCAUUCUGCCAAAGAAGGACAAGUCCAGAAUCCAAGUCUGGUUCAUCAUCAAAGUUUCUCUCGAGCUUUGUGACGCUGUGGGGUUCUCCGUCGAGGUGAUAUUUGGUCACCACACGUCCAUCUACAUCGCCCCCAUGAUCGCCAACUUCCUCUUCACGGCUUUCUUCCUCUGGGUCGUCUACGUCUUCAUGGUCGAACUCCACAAAACGCCAAAGACCAUUCUUCUCGAGGGGAAUAAGUUUGUCAAGUUUUUCAAAACGGGGGGACAUCGACGAUCCAGUGGGUUUGGGGAUGACGAAACGGUGUUAAAUUCCGUUAUGGAUGAUUAAAAAUAGCUAAAAUUGUAGGUGGGUAAAAUAUUUUGUGAAAAUGCAGUAUUUUGAGCUCAGUUCUUCCCAGGGUUUGGAUUUCGGGGGCUGUUACACCCACAAAAGGACGAAAAUCUACGUGGAGAAGGUAACAGUCAGGCGAAAAUACAGAUUUUGAGACCAAAUUAACUUCUUAACGCUGUCAAAAUACUUUUAAAAAAUUGUGAAAACAAUUGAUUUUGACAGCGAUACAAGUUAAUUUCUUAACAAAACCUGUAUUUUCGACUGACUGUUACCUUCUCCACGUAGAUUUUCGUCCUUUUGUGGGUGUAACACCCCCGGAAGUCCAAAUCCUUAGAAUAACGGAGUACAGAAUACUUCUAUUUUCACAAAGUAUUCCCCCCAUCCCUCAAUUAUUAAUUAUAUCAUCAUUUUUUCACCGAGUUACCGUCAAUACUUGUGGUAAAUUAUAGGUAAUACAUAUAAAUUUAUGAGAUAAUAUGAUCUAAUAAGUCUAUAAUUAAUUAAAUAAUUAAAUUGAACCUGAGUCAUGGGAUAUUUUCAUAACAAAAUUUACCACCAUUUGUUUACAUUCUUAUCUAAUCUUGCCAAGCAGAGGCAGAUUGAAUAUUCUUUAUUUUGAAAUUUUUGUAUUUAUUUUGAAAUUAUGUAUUUAUCUUAAAUACCUAAUACCUCGUAUUACAUGUUUAUUCGUUUCACAUUGUACUUAUCAAAUUUUAAGUUGAAGAAAAUCUCUUAUCUCAUGUGUCACAAAUUAUGGUCCUAUCAUCAUUAACACACGACAUUUUACUUGUUAAUUUUCAAGAAAUGCAUACAAAUGUACACAACCUGCAUGAAAAUGAUAAGCUUGCAUGAGCAUCUCGUUUUAUUUACCAUUCUAAAAUUUAAUAAAUAACAUUCCUUAAAAAAUUUCUUUCCCAGUUUCAUUUCACAUUUUCUUGAGAAAGGUCAGAAUUCAUGAAAAGAUAAUCAUAAAAAAUAAAUUUAACAAAUGGAAUCGUUAACAACUUUAAUGCUGUGCACCUCACAAUCCCUCUUCCUAAUGGCGAUUUAUAGAUUUUCCUCGCUCGAAUUUGAACUAGAUCCCUCCUCGUCGACACCUUUUCGCCCCCGAAACCUUGGACCGUCGGAAUUCACGUCGUUGGAAGGAUUCGCCCUAUGUUGGAUGGUCCUUCGUGGCUUGACGGACGUCUACAUGAGCACCAAUUUCUUAGUGUGUGCCUCCCAAAAGACCCAGUCAAAACUUUACUCUUCCUGGUCCCGUUUCGCCCUCGUGACAAUGCUGAUCGACUCCUUGUUCAUGCUCCUCCUCGUUCGGAACGAGACUUAUCUUGGCAUGGAAAUGUUCGCCUUGGUUAUCGACGCCGUCAUAAAACUUGUCAUUACUUGCAUAUGUCUCAAUUUACGGAGAAAUUUGGGUGAAGGGGAAGAGCACAAACCACUCCUUUCCGGUUUUACAAAUAGUAAGAAGGGAAGGACGAUGUGUUAAUUAAUAAAAUAAAAUAAAAAGUUU
This is a messenger RNA of Folsomia candida, 2284 nucleotides long. RefSeq lists its product as uncharacterized. NCBI's taxonomy places the organism in Eukaryota, Metazoa, Arthropoda, Collembola, Entomobryomorpha, Isotomidae. The transcript has 6 exons. The coding region runs from base 1763 to 2260 and encodes 165 amino acids. The record is from RefSeq and is a predicted model, not a curated record.